GACUAGCCGUCAUGUUUUCCUCACGUGGUUGUUGUCAUGGAGAUGGGGGUAGGAUCUGAUGCACGCAGCUCGAGAAUCAAAAUCAAAUUAAGAUAUUUUUGCAGCAACAGCGGGACGAUUUACAGAAAUCCGAUUCUCGUUUAUAGGUUGACCACCGCAGUCUACUAUAAUGCAGGAUAUGGGCAACGGGAUGAUGCACUUCGCACCGCAUGUGACCAGAGACAGGGUCAUUUCCAAGUUUCCAAAGUGCUAUACUCCACAGGCAUGUCUACAGAUGAAGGAUGACUGGGAUAGUCAGGCCAAGGCUGCCUGUAAACACAGAACAGACAGGCAUCAGGGAUGGGACAGACUGAAGAUGUCCAAAGCUGUGGUUGUUGGUGACCUUAAUGUGGGCAAGACCUGCCUAAUAAAACGGUUUUGCAAAGAUGUAUUUGACAGAGACUACAAGGCCACCAUAGGAGUAGACUUUGAGAUUGAGAGAUUUGAGCUUUCGGGAGUUCCAUUUUCCCUUCAAAUCUGGGACACAGCUGGUCAGGAAAAAUUCAAAUGCAUUGCUUCAGCAUACUACAGAGGAGCUCAGGUGAUAAUCACAGUCUUUGACAUGGCAGACAUUAAGACUCUGGAGAACACGCGGCAGUGGUUAGAGGAGGCCAUGAGGGAGAAUGAACCUGGCUCCUUUUCGGUUUUCCUGGUCGGAACCAAGAGUGACCUACUUGCUCCAGAGGAGCACCAGCGAACUGAAAGAGACGCAGUCAAGAUGGCAAAUGAAAUGAAAGCUGAGUUUUGGUCUGUUUCAGCCAAGACAGGGGAGAACGUGGAGGAGUUCUUCUUCCGGAUGGCAGCUCUAGCUUUUGAAGACUAUGUACUGAAGGACAUGGAGAGAGGCAUCACCCCCUUCAGUAUAGGAGGAAGAGACAGCAUCAAAUCAGACCGAGCCAACCUGGAAGAUCCGCAGCCCAAACUAGUGAAAAUGAAUUGCUGCUAAGAGAUGAGGACGCCAAGUACAUGUCAAGAC
Esox lucius (northern pike) is the source of this 1015-nucleotide messenger RNA. It is a transcript of the gene rab36, whose product is annotated as RAB36, member RAS oncogene family. Lineage: Eukaryota; Metazoa; Chordata; Actinopteri; Esociformes; Esocidae. The transcript has 11 exons. The record is from RefSeq and is a predicted model, not a curated record. The coding region runs from base 170 to 985 and encodes 271 amino acids. Gene Ontology annotation, molecular function: GTPase activity; GTP binding.